AUGGCACAAGAUCCUAGCCAUAAUCUUGCCUUGCAACUUUGUUUGGAGGAUCUCAACGAGUUGGGACAUCGACAGAAGGGAAAACAGACGGCGGGCAAACCAACAGACCUGGAAUUAGCGAUCGCUUCCAUGAGAGAUGACCUCCUCGCUACCCAAAAAAUUUUGAUGUCUAUCAUGUAUGACGAAAGCGUUGCUCGACAUGAUCAUCAAUUGGCGAGGGGAAUAGAUGGAGAGGAGCAUGAAGUACUCGAUACUGUUGGCGAGGGCAACUCUAGACAGGAAUUUGACGAUAGCGACGCUAUCUCCACAGUAAUAGGAGAUCUGAUGGAGCGGAUGCAUCUAAAUAGCAAAGCUGUUGAAAGAGGAACCCCUGUGCGUUUGACUCCAACGCAUCGUACUACCAAGCAGUGCGGCUCCUGUCUGGAUGAUACUGAUAUUUUUUUCGAAAGCGCCUGUGGUCACGGAUUCUGCAGAGAUUGUAUCAGGCAAUUGUUUCUUGGUGCCAUUAAAGACGAGGAGUUGUACCCACCACGCUGUUGUGGUCAAAUUAUACCCCCUGGUAUCACUCUACGGAUCUUGACGUAUCAUGAACUUCAGGAUUUCGGCGAAAGAGCUAUCGAUAUACUGCAAAAGAUCGAAUUUACUGUGCAGAGCUCACAUGUUCGAAAUUCAUCCCACCUUCCGCAAUUCGCAGCGACCAUGAAUGUCCUAGCUCUAGCGGACACUGAGAACUGGAUGCGAUGCUUAACUGCCGAACGCUGGUCGAGCUUCAACACGGUCGUAACCAUAUCACUUGCCGCUGCGGUCAUGAAUUUUGCUACGUCUGCGGGGAGGUGUGGAAGAAUUGUGAUUGUCCCCUGUGGCAUGAGAACAGACUAGAGUAUAUGGCCAACCAAGCAGUCGGUGAUGAGGUGGAACCUGGGGCGGAUCCCCAAGUUCGCCAGGGCAUUUUCAAUAAAAUUAUCGAGAACGUACGCCAUCACGAAGACGUGGGGUGCGAACACUAUAGAAACUCUCAGUGGGCUUGGCGGAAUCCAGGCAAUUUGCAAUGCGAAGUUUGCAACCAUUUUCUUCCGGAAUACAUCUUUAUGUGCACCAAUUGUCGUAUGAGGGCAUGCAAAAGGUGUAGAAAGCAUCGAUUACGGUAAUUGAAUUGUUAAUUGACGACAGUGAGCCGGUCCUUUCUGUCCCCCAUUGGAGGCGAGAAUUAAGUCGAAUACCUGGAUGACUGAACAAAGCCUAUACAAAUAGCCUCAUUAACCAGCUAAUUAUAUCCAGUAGAGCAAAAUAGCAAAAUUA
Molecule: messenger RNA, 1299 nt
Organism: Talaromyces stipitatus ATCC 10500
Lineage: Eukaryota; Fungi; Ascomycota; Eurotiomycetes; Eurotiales; Trichocomaceae
Exons: 4
Coding region: 1-879 (292 amino acids)
Source: RefSeq, a predicted model, not a curated record